Molecule: messenger RNA, 2400 nt
Organism: Anoplophora glabripennis (Asian longhorned beetle)
Lineage: Eukaryota; Metazoa; Arthropoda; Insecta; Coleoptera; Cerambycidae
Gene: hfp
Product: poly(U)-binding-splicing factor half pint
Exons: 9
Coding region: 140-2017 (625 amino acids)
Biological process (GO): mRNA splice site recognition; alternative mRNA splicing, via spliceosome; regulation of alternative mRNA splicing, via spliceosome
Cellular component (GO): catalytic step 2 spliceosome; precatalytic spliceosome
Molecular function (GO): RNA binding
Source: RefSeq, a predicted model, not a curated record
UUGAUUAGUCGCCAUUUUAUUGAUUGUCAUUCUCAUUCAUACCUGACUGGGACAUAAUUUAUUUUUGUGAAAUAAUUGCAUUAAUCAAAAGUUAUUAUUUUAUUUGUGCAAAUAUUAUAAAAAAAAUAGUGUUACCAAGAUGAUGACAACAUUUCAGCAACAGCAGCUGUUGCUUAACAAUCUUAAAACGACUAAUGUUCCUUCUCCUCAGAGUGUUAACACAUCUAACGUAUCGCAGUCUGAAGAACCAGAACCUCCUGCACCAGGUACAGAAGAACCACCAGCUAAGAUUCCCAGAAUCGGAGGUCCUUGCGAAGGGAUCAGUUAUAUUUAUGAUUUGACGCAAACUGGAGAAGUUAUUACAGGGCCUGGAGCACGCAGCAACACUAUCGCUGGCAUUUUGGGGGGUGCUUUGCCAAAACUGUCUUCGGAUGAUGCCGACGCUGUCAGUAAAGCUAAGAAAUAUGCCAUGGAACAAAGUAUUCGUAUGGUUUUAAUGAAACAAACUAUUGCUUAUCAGCAACAGCAACAGGCUAGUCAGAGGACUCAGGUCCAGAGGCAGCAGGCUCUCGCCCUUAUGUGCAGGGUAUAUGUUGGGAGUAUAAGUUUUGAGCUAAAAGAGGACACGAUAAGGCAGUCGUUUCUACCAUUCGGACCGAUAAAAUCCAUUAACAUGUCAUGGGACCCGGUCACUCAGAAGCACAAAGGAUUUGCUUUCGUUGAGUAUGAAAUACCAGAGGCUGCACAGUUGGCCUUAGAACAGAUGAAUGGUGUAAUGAUAGGUGGUCGUAAUAUUAAAGUUGUAGGAAGGCCCAGCAACAUGCCGCAGGCACAAACCGUCAUCGACGAGAUACAAGAGGAAGCGAAGCAGUAUAAUAGGAUCUAUGUCGCCAGCAUUCAUCCUGACUUGACAGAAGACGACAUUAAAAGUGUUUUUGAAGCGUUCGGUCCCAUCAUAUACUGUAAACUUGCGCAGGGAAGCUCCGGUCACAAACACAAGGGAUACGGAUUCAUCGAGUACGAAACCGCACAGGCGGCGAACGAGGCCAUUGCCAGCAUGAACCUGUUCGACUUGGGUGGUCAGUAUUUACGUGUCGGAAGAGCCAUAACCCCUCCUAAUGCGCUCAUGGGACCUUCAUCCGGGUCAAGUGUAAUGCCUACGGCAGCUGCAGUGGCCGCGGCAGCUGCUACGGCAAAAAUACAAGCGAUGGACGCAGUGGCCAGCAAUGCGGUAGCUCUAGGACUGUCGAAUUUAAGUAAACCAACAACCAUUCCAGCAGCUACCCCCACUGUUGUUAUGCCAGGUAUCACCCAACCGGUGGUCAGCAUGCCUCAUGUGGUAACCACGCCCUCCAUAUCUUUGCCCGUUACAGCCGUCGCCCCGCCGUCUGUAAUACCACCUCCCGGAAUUGCGAUUCCUCAAAUUACCCAAAAUAACACCAUACAACCGGCCAUAGUCACACCUAUAGUAAACACGGUCCCACAAAUCCCCAUUCCCCCUCCUACUGUCAUUGCACCCCAGCCCAUUGUCAAUUCUUCCUCUCAAGAAGCCAUGAAACGGGCCCAGGAGGCGCAACUCAAACAACAGGAGGAGCUGCAAAAGAAACUUUUAGACCAGAAUGAACCCCAGACUUUACAGCAGCAGGAGAAUAUGUCUAUUAAAGGACAAAAUGCCAGACAUUUCGUCAUGCAGAAGCUCAUGAGGAAGGUGGACUCGAGAGUUGUUAUUUUAAGGAAUAUGGUUGGACCCGAAGAUGUAGACGAGACCCUACAAGAGGAAAUUCAAGAAGAAUGUAGUAAAUUUGGGGCUGUUGAAAGGGUGAUUAUUUACAACGAAAAACAGACGGAAGACGAUGACGAUAACGAUGUGAUAGUUAAGAUCUUCGUAGAAUUUGUAGAAACACAUGAAGCAGAAAAGGCAAGAGAUGCCCUAAACGGCAGAUAUUUUGGUGGAAGGAUGGUUCGAGCAGCACUCUACGAUCAGACUUUGUUUGACCAUAGUGAUUUUUCGGGUUAACUAGUGCUAUUGUACAUAAAAUUGUUUUCUACUGUGUAGGAGUUAUCGAUAUCCGUUAAGUAUGAAACUUAGGAUAUUUUACAAUUAACCCCAUGGAAAACAUUUAUUUUCAGAUUUUGUUUAGAAUUCGAUAAUUUUUACUAUUGAAUAGUGUUACAGUUAAAAAAAUAAAUGAACAAUUAUAUAACAAAGUCAGUAAAUAAACUAUCCUUUAAAUAAAUUAGUCACAACAAUGCACAUCACAUAUUUUGAGUUUCUUCUGAAUGUUACACUAUUAGAAAAGUCGUUUACUAUGCCUCAGGAGAUAAAUAUUUUUGAAAAUUUUGGGACUUCCAUUGUGUCCACCUUUUUUUUUGUGUAUUGAAUUGCUAAACAAAAUUUGA